CGCGUCGGCGCGAUAGCACAGGAAAGAUGCGCCCCCGAAUAUGCUGGCUCUCAAUGUUUUGCCUAAUCAAUCACCACACUCAAUGACUCGAAUCAGCACUCACGAAGACACCACUGACAGUCAUGUUUCAAUCAAUCACACUUCUCCUCCUCCGUUAAAACGAAGGCUUUCUUCUUCUAACGAGGUAGCCUAAGCAUUUGUUUUUCCAGUGUCCUUGUGCUUUGCUUGUGGAGGAAAGAAAGAAUUCCAGAAAGAAAGAAGCUUUUGGCUUUGUUAUGUUUUGGAGAGCGAUCGCCUCCCCCCUCCCCUCUCACUCUCUCACUUUCUCUUUGUCUCUUCUCUCCCCCUCCAUCCACCAAAUUGGCCGAAAUUAAGAGAGCGGAAGAUGGUUCCUCGCCCUCCCAAUGCAGCUAUUCUCCUCUUCCUCGCGCUCGCGCUGAUUCUCGCCGCUUCCGCCGCUCGCAUUCCUCGUUUGCCCGCGAAUUCUCCCUCGCCCAAUUCCGGCGCGCGCAAGUCGAGCGGGGCUCCGCUGUCCAAUCCCCUGCGCAUCCCGCCACCGAUCGAUCCCGCCUCGUCGGUCUUUGGUGCGUCCAAGCGGCUGGCACCCACGGGUCCGAACCCGCUCCACAACAGGUAGCGCUCGCGCGCGAGGGAGAGACGAGCCUUUAGCAGAGCUUUCUCCAAUUCUCAUGCAGACAAAAUGCCGGGGAGGAAGAAGAGGGGUGCAUUCCAUCUCACGCGCGCGCGCGGGAUCGCGAGGACACAUACUCUUGCUCGCCUCGAUCAUCACAGAGAUCUAUCCAAAAUCUAAGAGAUCAAGAGUGAUCUCUUGGUUGAUUUUAUUUGUUUGCAUCUUCCAAAAGGCUACGAGGAAAAGAUCCUACAAGCUUUUGGCGCUACUCAAGCUUGGAGCUGUGGUUUUGUUUGUCCUCUUCUUCUUCGCAAGUAGAUCGUCGUCAAGCGUGGGAAUAUAUCACGGGGGAAAAAAUCCCAUCCGGUGUAUGAUUGAUUGAUUUGGUAUUGAUGGUUCUGUGCAACCAUUGUUUUGGUGCUAUCCUCUCUAAUCGAUCGAUCGAUCAGAAUAGUUUGCACGCGCCUGGACAUUAUAGAAAUCAAUCAAAACCCGACCUUCUAGAAA
Molecule: messenger RNA, 1138 nt
Organism: Selaginella moellendorffii
Lineage: Eukaryota; Viridiplantae; Streptophyta; Lycopodiopsida; Selaginellales; Selaginellaceae
Exons: 1
Coding region: 386-637 (83 amino acids)
Source: RefSeq, a predicted model, not a curated record